AUCUGAUUUACUCUCAGUCAGAAAUGUAGCUUCAGUUUUACUCGCGUUGCUGUGACUCGGUAAAACUCGCUUCACUGGAGUCUCUGGUUUACUGUCUGUUCGCUUCUCGCGGCUCCUGUGAGCUCAGAGUGAGUCAGACGGAGCGCUGAGAGUCUCAGAGCCGGUCAGUGAAUCGGUCAGUGCUGAGAGAGUCUGAGAGAAAAGACUGACUGCAGGUUUGUUUCCUUCACAGAGCUCUGAACAUCAUGGGUGAGGGCAAGUUAGCAGCUUUACCUGUGUGUGUGGACCCCUCUCUUCAGGCUGUAUGUGUGUGCGCGGGCUGCGCGCGACCCAUACGGGAGCGCUUCCUGCUGCGCGUGCACUGCGGCGUGUGGCAUGAGCGGUGCGCGCGCUGCUGUGAGUGCGGAGAGCUGCUGGAGAAGAGCUGCUUCAGCAGAGACAACAAACUCUACUGCAGGACUGACUACCAGAGGCUGUUCCUGGUGCGCUGCAGGGCCUGCGCUGAGGUCAUCUCGCCAGCUGAGCUGGUGAUGCGUGCUGGUUCUGCAGUGUUCCACCUGCGCUGCUUCUGCUGCUCCGUGUGCUCCUGCAGGCUGCAGAAAGGAGACCGCUGUGUGCUGGUGGGAGACAGACUGCUCUGCACCCGAGACUACCAGCACUCACUGAGCAGCCCCGCCACCUCCGACUCAGGUAGAAGUGAGGAUGAGGAUGAUGACGAUGAAGAAAGCAGCCUGAAGGCAGCGGGAGACAGUAACGCAGCUGGAGACGGGGAACUGAAGAGGCCCAAACGGCCGCGCACCAUCCUCACCACGCAGCAGCGACGAGCUUUCAAAGCUUCAUUCGAGGUCUCGUCCAAGCCCUGCAGAAAAGUAAGGGAGACUUUGGCAGCAGAGACGGGUUUGAGUGUACGAGUUGUUCAGGUCUGGUUCCAGAACCAAAGAGCCAAGAUGAAGAAACUGGCCAGACGACAGCAGCAGCAGCAGCAACAGCAGCAGUGCCAAUCUCCACAGGAGCAGAGAGACGCCCAAACACUUCCCACUGCACCCUCUUGUGGACUGCCAGUAGAACUGAAGAGCAUGGACUUGUAUGUGUCCGUAGCCCACCAGCAACAGCAGGCUGUGUCACUGGAGUCCCACAGCUUUAAGCUGGACCCUUUCCGCCAAGGCCUGACCCCUCCUCAGAUGCCCGGAGACCACAUGAACCCAUAUGGCUGUGAGGCCUUCUACAAUGACGUGGACGACAGCCCUCUGUGUCACCUGGGAGACUGCAUGUCGUCGGAGGGGACGUCCCUCCUGACGCCGAUUGACCGGCUGUAUUCCAUGCAUGACUCUUACUUUGCCUCCUGAGUGUAAGGUGAUGCGUGUGCAUGUGUGUGUGUGUGUUUGUG
This is a messenger RNA of Colossoma macropomum (tambaqui), 1387 nucleotides long. It is a transcript of the gene lmx1a, whose product is annotated as LIM homeobox transcription factor 1, alpha. Gene Ontology annotation, biological process: neuron differentiation; regulation of transcription by RNA polymerase II. The record is from RefSeq and is a predicted model, not a curated record. Gene Ontology annotation, cellular component: nucleus. The coding region runs from base 246 to 1346 and encodes 366 amino acids. Lineage: Eukaryota; Metazoa; Chordata; Actinopteri; Characiformes; Serrasalmidae. The transcript is spliced from 8 exons. Gene Ontology annotation, molecular function: RNA polymerase II transcription regulatory region sequence-specific DNA binding; DNA-binding transcription factor activity, RNA polymerase II-specific.